Molecule: messenger RNA, 5621 nt
Organism: Lagopus leucura (white-tailed ptarmigan)
Lineage: Eukaryota; Metazoa; Chordata; Aves; Galliformes; Phasianidae
Product: olfactory receptor 5AS1-like
Exons: 2
Coding region: 4136-5083 (315 amino acids)
Biological process (GO): G protein-coupled receptor signaling pathway; sensory perception of smell
Cellular component (GO): membrane
Molecular function (GO): G protein-coupled receptor activity; odorant binding; olfactory receptor activity
Source: RefSeq, a predicted model, not a curated record
UCCCAUCCACCUUUACAUGGCAACAGAGUGUUCUACAAAACACUCUUCAACCGUUCACACAGGCACUUGUCCAAUCAGAGCCGUGAGACGUUCCUUCUUCUUCUAGAAGUGUCCUUGGUUCUCAUGCUGUUUAUCUUGCUCCACAGCUUCUGCUCUGAACAGUUUUUCUUGUAUUCCCACAACAGACUCUUCUUGGAAAGGCAGAAAUUGCCUUGAAAAUUUUGUGUGUGUACUUACAAAUAUGUAUAAAAUUACAUAAUUGUAUAAUAUACUUAAAGAUAACUUGAAGACUACCUUUAGAGCCUCUAGCAAAAUUCAGCAGUUUCCAAAACUCUACUUUAAGAUUUUCCUGAAGUCAACUUUAAGAUUUAGUGGCUAGCACACUUUAAGUCUUAUCUAAAGCUGACUUGAAGACAAAGUCCUCAAGUCAACAUUAAGACUUUCCUUGUCUCCAGGAGAUUUAAUCAUUUCCUAUGAUCAAAUCUAAGAUUUUAGUCUCCAGUAGAUUUAGAGAGUUUCUUCAAAAUGACUGUAAGACUCUAAACCAUCCUGAGAUUCCCUUUCAACACGGCAGUGGGCAAUGGGCAAGACCAGCCCAAAUAUAGGAAGACAAUUUGCCAUGCUUUUUGAGCCAUACUCAGCUUAUUCAGUAGUUUGGGCUGAAACACCACUAGCAGCAAAAUCUCAGAUAUAUAAUGCCAAACACUGCAGUACACAAGACUCUGAAGGUUAUAGAAAGCUCUACACAGGUUCCUCAAAUUGCACAUGGAGGAGCCUGGGGUGAGCAUAAACAGGCAGGGACAAUUGCCUUCAGGUAUUUCACCUUAUUCAUCUUUUUCAGCUCUGAUGAAAGCAGGGAGAAGGAGAUGAUUGUCUCCCUCUACUUCGCUCUUGUGAAGCCCCAUCUGGAACACUGCAUUCAGACCUGUGGCCACAGCUCAAGAAAGAUGGAAAAUGAGUAUAGAUGAGCAGAGCAGAGUCUUUGGAAAUUUUUGUGGAUGUAAUUUUUUAAUAUCUUUUUCAGCUCUGAUUAAGGUUCUUUGUGGAGUCCCACAGAAGAAUGUUUAGGGAUAUUAUUACUAUUUUAAGAUUUGGCCUCGCUGAAAAUUGUAACCAACAAACUAAUCACGGGAAGAACAGCCUACAAAAACAUGGCUUCAGUUGCUUCUUGUGCUUUCAUCAGAAACAAAGGCAUUUUUUGCUUCCCCUCAUGCUCACGUAGCUUUCACAGAUUUUCUGCAAUAAAGCUCCAUCAGUGACUUGCUCCCUUGCAGAGGAAGGAAGGUUACAACUCCACUGGUAUGUACCAUUUAUCAGUUAUUUCUCUCUUUAUGAUAGGAAAAACGCAACAUGUAACAUUCACAGAAUGAUUUCCUGUUCUGCUGCAGAUAAUCUCUCUGCCCUCCACUUCUGAGAUGGUGAGUAACAACCCUGCUUCAGUCUGCUGUUUUUUUUUCAUCAAGACCCAAUAUUUCACAUGCACAUGCUCUUUCCUAAACAUGUCCACGUUCAUGUGUUACCCUUCUCCCUUUGUGUCUAUUAUCUCACAGUUUGCAGUCCCGUUUCUGUCUUUGUUCAGUUCUCUCCUGUUGUAAGAGGAGGAUUUUUUGAUCGUUACAAAGCAGGGCUCAAAUGACUUAGAUUUGGGUAUUUCCAUGGGCUGCAUUAAGUGAUUUGUGGGAAAAGGUGAUGUUUUCAGUUGUGUCGUAAGUUGUGGUUGUUUGUUUUUUCAUUUUUAAAAUUGCAACCCCCUUUCCAACCUAAAAGCUCAUGGAGAACAACAUUAAUGUGGAUACUCUGCAGCUCAUAAAGGAAAAGGCUAUGAAAUUUGCUGCUAAAAGCAAACCCAUACCCUUUGAAGUUCUAUUUCCAGCAGCUGCAGAGAGCACAGCUGUCCUUUGUCCAUGAGGUAAUCCAGCAGAAGAGGCAGCAGGGACCACGUCCCUGGUGUCGCAUCGGUGCUGCAUUAAAACCUUGCCAUGGCUACAAGCCCAGCUGGCUGCGAGAUGGUCCUCACACCCUCCCCAGGUCUUAUUAUCACUGAGGUUCCUUCCAGUCCAGUUCCAGUCCAGUUUUGCAGGGAGAGUAGAUGACCUUUCCAUCAUUUCUGUUGAAGUGACAUGCCAUCUCCGAAGGAUAGCAAAAAACAAAGUAAGUUAUGCUUGACUUCCAGUCUGUUGAGGCACAGGUGAAAGAUGAGAAAGGGAGAGGCAGCAAGGAAAGUAAUUUAGCAACUCAUUUGUUUUCUGUAUCUAUGAGAACAUUUGUUUCUGAAGUGCAUCUGUCUUAAAAGAUUUGACUUGUUGUGAAUGGCAAAUAAAAGCUUCUCACUGAUGCAGUGUAGCUGGGAUUAAGAGAACCUCUCCAACAGACAAUGUGGUUCCCUGACCCCACUGGUUUCAUAACAUCUAUCUAAUAGUAGUGGCAACAAACUCUUUUUCAGUUCCAGGUGAAGGCUGCCUGGCUUGUUUAAGGGGUUAUAGCCUGUGCUUGGUAAGAGCAAGGAUGCUGCCUACCUAGAUUCCUGCUUGGGGAAAUAGCUUCUGCCUCUAGCAUUUAUGCUGGCAUUUCUUCAUUGCCACAGUGUGUGGAGGUUAAAUUUGGGCAAGACUUGCUGCUCCUUCCAAGAAACUGCUGAGCUUUUGCUUUACCUGUUGGCUGCAGUGAUUCCACUGGAAUUCUGCAGAAUCAUGUAGGGUCAGUGAGAGCUUGAAAGUGUCUGUGUCAGUGAGUUUAGCAAGCUUCACCUAAAAAUCCACAGUCACUUUUCAUCAGGGAUGUAAACCAUGGGCUUAGGCACUCUAGGUCCUUAGAAAGGGAGAGAAGAGGCAAGUGCAGAAGAUACAUCAGAUCCUAGAGGAGAUGUCUCCUGUUUCAGAAGUGACCCUUCAACAUGUCCUCUUCCCACCUACAGCAGAAGGGUCUUUGAAGAGGUGAUUCAGCUUACUCAGAUUUGCUUCUCCAAAAGUGUGGUAAUGGAUGUGUGCUGCUCACCCAGUCUAUAUUUGUUGCACUAAAAAAAGAGAAACGAUUGUAAAUGAUGUCCACCUUAAAAAUGGACUUGAGAGGACUCAGAUUGGCACUUAGGCUACUAAACAGGGCUGCAAAUUCUUCCAGCUGCAAGGUCUGGUUAAGCAACGGGGAAAGGAAGCUGUGUUUUUGUGUAUGUCCAAAUUCAGCCUAAUUUGUUGCCUCAUUUAUUUUCUGUAUCUAUAUAAAAAAUUUAUUUUUGAAUUGCAUUUGGUUACUCAUCCUGAAGGGCUCCUAGUGUUUUCUUGCUGACUUGUUUUCUUUGGGGUUAUUUGGACCAAAUGUUGACAUUUCAGUUUCACUGUGUUUUUGGUCUACACAGCAUUGGAAUCUGCCGUCAUUUUGGUGAGUUCUGCCUGCAUGUCUCUUUGUGGAUCUCCUAUUGUAAGUAGAAAUAUGAACGAAAAUUUAUCCUUUCUCAAGUUCAUGUUGAAAGGAGUAAAAGUUGCUUUUGGAAGUUUAAGUUAAAUGCAUUUGGAGGAAUGUGUUCUGCGGCACACAUUUGAAAGCAAUUUAAAUUAAAAGUGUAUAUCUUGAACAAAAAACAAUUACAUGGUCAUUAAUUCUAAAAAGUUUCACUGUGGAAAAUAUUCAAUCUACAGUUUCAUCAUUUAAUUUCAAUUCUAAAAGUGAGCUGACUGACAGAAGAGUCUUCCCCCAUCUCUCACGUCAUGUAAAGCAUUUAUAAGGAAGGAAAAGAUGUGGAGUAACGUGCAAUAGAAUGUCAAAACAGAAUCCCCUGUCCGAUCCCCAUGCUUCACUAAGGUGUGUAUCUCCUGCUUAUUUUGCAUGAAAUGAUGUUUUCUCUCAGCUAUGCAACACAUAAAACUCUAAUUGACCUUUGCUUCAAAUAUUUUAAAAUGUUUAAAAGAACCAAUUUUACAUAGGUUCAUUCUCGGCUUCUCUCGAAUGGAGAACUUCUCAUGGAAUUAGCGUUGCAGAAAUUCCUGUUCCAUGUCCUUAUCAACUGUUACGUCUAACUAUGCACUAUGUCACUGCUUGCUCCUUUUGAUAUUGUGUGUAAAAUAAUUGUGCUACCACAAUGUCUCUUGAGCAACGAACUGAUAGACAGUGCUGAGCUGGGGGGGCAAGAUGAAGGCAGGAAAUGCUUGAAGAAAACCACACUGCUGUGACUGAGUUCGUUCUCUUGGGUUUCACUCACCGUUGGGAGGUGAAGUUACCUUUGUUUGGGCUCUUCCUGCUCAUCUAUGUCACCACGCUGGGGGGCAACGCUGGCAUCAUCAUACUCGUUCGGCUCAAUGCCUGUCUUCACACCCCCAUGUACUAUUUCCUGAGCAAUUUAUCUUUCUUAGACCUCAGCUAUGCCUCCACCAUUGCUCCCAAGCUGCUGGUGAAUCUCGUAGCGCAGCGCACCAACAUUUCCUUCUUUGGUUGUGCUACGCAGAUGUUUCUCUUUGCUGCUCUGGCUGAUGCUGAGUGCUUCCUUUUGGCUGUGAUGGCCUAUGACCGCUACGUGGCCAUCUGUCAGCCUUUUCUCUACUCCGUUGCCAUGUCACGCUGGGCCUGCGCCUCCAUGGUAGCUGGGGCUUAUCUCAGCGGGGGCCUGACCUCGCUGGUGCACACGUCUUUCACGUUCACCCUGUCCUUCUGUGGCUCCAACACCAUCAACCACUUCUUCUGCGACAUUCCCCCACUGCUGGAGCUCUCCUGCUCAAGCACCACGGUCAACGAAGUGCUUCUCAUCACCUUGUGCGGUUUCAUACAAACCAGCUCCUUCCUGGUCAUCGUCAUCUCCUACGCCUGUAUCCUUGGCACCAUCCUCCAGCUCCAUACAGCAGAGGGCAGGCACAAGGCCGUCUCCACCUGCAUCUCUCACCUCAUGGCUGUUGGAUUCUUCUAUGGCUCCCUCCUCUUCAUGUACUUACGGCCCAGCUCCAGCUACUCAUUGGACACCGACAAGCUGAUUGCUUUGUUUUACACUGUCAUCCUUCCCAUGCUGAACCCCGUGAUUUACAGCUUGAGGAACAAGGAGGUGAGGGAAGCCUUAAGAAGGUCACUAGAGAGAAAAGUGUUUUCUCAGUCAUUUACUUAGCAGGAAAAACUACAUGUAAGUGCUGAUAGGGUAGCUCUGGCUCAUCGCUGCGCAGUCAUUAAAUCUGUCUAACUCCUGUUCCUGUUUUUCCUAUCAUCUCCAUCUUAACUGGUUUCCACAGUUGUAUUUUGUUGUUGCUGGAAAUAAAAAAGGGGUUAUGUAGUGAGUAUUUUCCUAAGGCAGAAACCUAAAAUAAGGCUAAUUUUUAUUUCAAGAACCUAUCUGUCUGCUCUUUCACCAAAGGGAAUCACUCCAAGAUAUGGGCAUCUACAGUUUUACAUUUCUUACAUUUAGCGAGGUUACCUUCAACCUCCAUAUUUCAUAGAUGAAUCCUCUGUCAUGCAUUUAAGAACUUACAGUUGGUUGUUAAAAAUAGAGCAAUUGUAUUCUGGAUUAAGCAGCUCACCUGUACUUUUUGUAGAGGUAUUUUGUAACACCUAUUCAGAGGCAUGACUGUGAUCCGUCUUUUCUGGAAAGUGAGUUAUGUCUACUUUUGACUGCAGAUGUUUAAACUGAAUAAAGUAAUUGAAAACUUUCA